UAAAGUACUGGCAGCUCCUCUUCCCGAGCUGGGACGUUCCCAGGACCAGUUGCUAAGCAGUCCUGCUCUGCCCGUCCUUGCCUGUGACCGGACUGUAAAACCACCUCUAAAGAAAAGCCUACCAGAUCAAUCCAAGGAGCUGGAUGUACCUCAAGGGGAACACGGCAAGCACAUGAAUGCAGCUGUCUGGAUUUCAAGGGUUCAAAUCCACUAGUUUUGCUCAGUAAGGACCCUCUGCCCCACAGCAGAAAUGGCAGAGGUCACCAUCUUCUUCCUCCGUGCCUGCCUGGCGCUGCUUGCCAUGCCCAUCUACCUGCUCUCCUUCCUGGGCAUAUGGCAGCCCUUCUGCAAGAAGGUAUUUUUCCCUUACUUCUUAGAGAAGAUUUCUGCAGUUCACCAGAAGAAAGCAAAGAAGCAUAAGCAGGAGUUAUUUCGUAACCUACCUGACUUCACCAGCCCCUCAGGAGAGCUGAAGCUGCUGGAGAUCGGGACCGGCUGCGGCGCCAACUUCCAGUUCUACCCACCAGGCUGCAAAGUCACCUGCACUGACAUAAACCCCAACUUCCAGCAAAGCCUGUCGAAAAACAUAAGCAAGAACCAGCACCUCCACUACGAGGGUUUCCUGGUGGCUGCAGGAGAAGACCUGCACCAGGUGCCCAGCAGCUCCGUGGAUGCCGUGGUCUGCACCCUGGUCCUCUGCUCCGUGAGGAACAUCACUGGCACCCUGAGAGAGGUUCUGCGAGUGCUCAGACCAGGAGGAGCUUUCUAUUUCUUGGAGCACGUGGCUGCGGAUCAUUCCAGCUGGAAGUAUUUUUGGCAGCAGGUCUGCUACCCGACUUGGAAACUCAUCUUUGAUGGAUGCUGCCUGACGAGAGAGAUAUGGAAAAAUCUGGAAGAGGCCAAUUUCUCGGAGCUGCAGUUACGACACAUCAAGGUGGAGCUGCCCUGGACGCCCAUUGCUCCUCACAUCAUCGGCCACGCUGUAAAGUAACUGAGCCUUCUCCCCUGCUCCCCCCCAAAAUUCCUCAACAUAAUCCCUCCAAACACCAGGGCACAGGCUAAUCCAGAUGUCCAAAUCUUGGCAACACGGUGAAGGACUUCAAUUAAAGCUUCUGCAUCGAGCGUUACAUGAGAAAAAAAAAAAAGAGGGUCAGUUUUCUAAAGGUCUUCGAAGGCCUCGUGCUGCUGAUGGUGCCAGGCCCCAGCACAGCCCGCAGAGGAUGCCAGAAGAGGUUGCAGAGCACAAAACAGCCCUGAAAAAAAAAAAAAAAAAAAGUAUUAAUUCAAAGGAACUUCUGCCUACACCUGGUUGAGUCUGGUUAAGGAUUCCUUCAGGUGUUCCCUGGGCUGGGCUCGGUCAGCCAUUGCACGCUCGCCCAUCUCUCCCCACGCUCCACCACAGCCGCUCAUCUUACAGCCUCCCAGCACGAGCACUCAGACCCUUCACACCGAACUUUCAGCUGCAAAUAUUUAUCUCCAAAACCCGCGGCUGCGCGGGGCGGGCACAACCCCCGGCCCCGCUCACCAGAGCCUCCCCCGCUCCGCCCUCCCUUGCGCCGUAACCGGUUCUAACGCUGUUCCCCCCCCCCCCCCGCCCUUUCCCAGAGCAUUAAAAGACUCCUCUUGCAA
Molecule: messenger RNA, 1629 nt
Organism: Apus apus (common swift)
Lineage: Eukaryota; Metazoa; Chordata; Aves; Apodiformes; Apodidae
Gene: TMT1A
Product: thiol methyltransferase 1A
Exons: 2
Coding region: 251-991 (246 amino acids)
Molecular function (GO): S-adenosylmethionine-dependent methyltransferase activity
Source: RefSeq, a predicted model, not a curated record